This is a messenger RNA of Hylaeus volcanicus, 1602 nucleotides long. It is a transcript of the gene Membrin, whose product is annotated as Golgi SNAP receptor complex member 2. Bases 286 to 924 code for a protein of 212 amino acids. Gene Ontology annotation, molecular function: SNAP receptor activity; SNARE binding. The record is from RefSeq and is a predicted model, not a curated record. Gene Ontology annotation, cellular component: Golgi apparatus; SNARE complex; endoplasmic reticulum membrane. Lineage: Eukaryota; Metazoa; Arthropoda; Insecta; Hymenoptera; Colletidae. Gene Ontology annotation, biological process: vesicle-mediated transport; vesicle fusion. The transcript is spliced from 3 exons.
AGUACUGCUCUACUGUAGAUUACGGAAUUUUAAUGAAACAAUAUUUUACGUGUUCGAAAAAAUGAGAUAUUUAUUAAAUUUCUACUGUUUGUAAACAUUUGUAAAUAUGUACAGUGCUUCUCGCAUGUUUAACGUUUUAUAUAGUAAAGAAACUUUAAAAUGUUUUGGACAGAACUUGAUAACUACUACAGACAUUCGAUCCAAUUCGAUCUGACAGUUUGUUUAAUGUACACGUCAUAACUAUCGUGGAUAUUAAAGGACGAAUAAAAAUAUUUAUUAAAAAAUAUGGAACCGUUGUAUCAUCAGACGAACAAAUUGGUUCAGGAAACUCAACACCUUUUCUCACAGCUUGAGAAAACAUCGCCUAACCUAGACAUCAAGGAAAUAGAAAACACCAUAGAAUCAAAAAUAGAUCUCAUCAACAGUAAUUGCGAAAGGUUAGAUGUACUCUGCCUGAAAGGUCCUAUAUUUCAAAGGCAAAAUGCUAAGAUGCGAGUAGACCAAUUAAAAUAUGACAGUCGUCACCUUACCGCUGCUUUAAAUUCCUGGCGGCACAAAAUUAUGAGAAAGCAGAGAGAAGAAGCUGAAAGAGAGGCCUUAUUAUCUACAACAUUCACUCCUAAUGAUCAUGUUGAUAUUAUGAUAGAUCACAAUGCCCAACACAACUCUAGUUUGAGAAAUGCACUUUAUGGAGUUGACGACCUUCUUCAAAGCGGAAGUAAUAUAUUAGAUAAUUUAAGAACACAACGAAUAUCUUUAAAAGGGGCUCAUAAGCGAUUGAUAGAUAUCGGAAAUACAUUAGGGCUUUCAAACACUACAAUGAGACUAAUUGAGAAACGAGCAAGGCAAGAUGGAUUUAUUUUAGUUGGGGGGAUGGUAUUCACAUGUAUUGUUAUAGUUUUAGUUAUAAUUUAUCUUACAUAGAAGCAAAUUCCUCUAUUUUUAAAUAUACACAAGGUGAUGUAAUUACCAGUAAAAUAAUUAAGGUGUCUCUCUUGCAUGUGUAACAAACUAUUACCUUCUUUAAAGCUAUAUAGAAUAAAAUUACCCUGCAGGAGAGAUAUUCAAAGUAUUUGAACUAUUAAAUAAUAUGUAAUGCUUCAUGCUUGCAAACUUUGUGAAAUUGAAGUUUACAACAGUUAUGUAUUGUAAGCUGAAAGAAAUUUGUACAUAAUAAAAUAUAAAGAAUAUAUUCACAUACAUUUAAUCAAGAAUUUUUUCCAUUAUUCGCCGUACUUAUGUAUUUAUACGAUUUAUUAAUAUAUAAUUUUAAUAAAAACUGACACGUUUUGAGCGCACUCUGUAAAGCUAACAUUCUAUCUGCAAGGCAAACACCAUGUGUUCUUUCACAUUUUAUAUAUUAGACAUAACAAAUUAAGAAAUGAUAAUUAUAUACUUCUAAAGUUUGUAGUAUCUAAUACAAACGUGGUCAAUAUUUUAAAAAUUAAUAUUGUGUAUUGCAUUAUUUUAUAGUUCCAACGAAAGGAAUAGACAGGAUCUUAUUUUUGAUUCUAUAAAAAUAAGUGUUUAUCAUACAUCUCAAAUUCAAUAGUGAACAUUUGUACAUUCACUGCAAAUUUCAGUUACAAAAUAUCUGUGUAG